ACCGCCAAGAUAAAAAUAUUCAGGCGUAUGUAUUUAUCUAUUCAGCUGCUAUUUUACAACAAUUAACGGCAAUCCAGGUGCAACAGUGCAACAUAAACAUAAACGUAAUCAACCUCGUAGAACGUAAUAAUAGUACGCGUUUCAAAUUUUCAUCGCUUUUAUUUCGAGGCAGCAAGAUCAACGUUGUUUCGUUGCGGGAUUUCUUAUUUUCUUUCUUUCGCAGGGUUGGGGCGUUGGGGAACAUCCCAGCAACCGCAUUAACCUUGCUGAUAAUAAGACCGAUAAGACCUAAUCCAAAGAGGCCAAUCAAAACCUUCUCGUAUGCAGUGACCGUGCACGCAGUCACAGUGGUCCUGUCGGUGGUCCUGUCGGUUCUGUCGUGAGAGAAGCAGUGCACAGGCGAAACUAAUUUGCUAGAAAACGCGGGGGAAAAAAAUGGCCGAAGCGACAGGUGACUGCGAGAAAGCUCCCUUUUGGGGCAAAAAGUUCCUAAUCUUCGUAACAGGCGCUAGCGUGGGCAUAGGAAGGGCCAUAGCGGUGAGCUUCGCCAAACAUGUAGCUCCAGGCUCGCUGAUCGUCAUCACGGGCCGAAAUACGGCUGGGCUGGAGGAGACAAAGCGCUUGGUCGGCGACCAUGGACCCGACGUGAACGUCGUCGUCGAGACCUGCGAUCACUCUCGAGCCUCUUUUCGGGACUACCAGGAACUUCUGCGACGGGCUUCGGCACAAGUUGAGAGUCCGGAGAGAGUCGUGCUCGUGCACAACGCCGGUACGACCGGAGACACUUCGCGGUACGCGGCGACGUACGACGACGAACGAGUGAUCGAUGACUACAACCACCUCAACUUGACUUCAGUCAUGACGCUGACUACUGCUUUCCUCCAACACUACCGUCCCGACUCCAAGCCAUCGCGAACGAUCAUCAAUAUCACGUCGCGUGCGGGGAUCGCGGCGAUACCUGGACUCGUUCUCUACUGUGUGGGCAAGGCAGCGAGAGACAUGUACAUGAAAGUGGUUGCUCUGGAAAACCCGUCUGUAUCCACCCUCAACUACGCUCCUGGUCCCGUAGACACCGCCAUGUUUGCGCAGCUGAAGAGAGGAACCAAGGAAUUGGAAGCGAUGCAUGACAGUACGAUCAAAGAGGGUCGACUACUGACACCAGAGAAGACAGUCGGUCGGCUCAUCGGCAUUCUCGAAGACCAGAAGUUUACGUCGGGCGACCACAUAGACUAUUACGACCCCCAGUAGGUGGUGCUGAUGUGGAGAUAAACCUGGAUUUUCUCGUGCAGAGGAGCCAAGCCACCCAUAGAAUGGUUACGGGGCAUACUGCAGCAAAAGCUUGAUGUUGCAUGUUGGAGAGCAAGUGAGAUAAUUUACCGUAUUGUGUCGAGUACUGUCUCUUCAGGGCAUUUAAAAUGUUUGGUGACCCUUGAGUACUAUAUAUGAUACAAGAGAAAAUCUGUGUACUUUUGCCAGUCACAAGCAGCAUCCGGAAAGUAGGCAAUGCUUUGCGAAAGGAAAGUAAGGUCACAAUGUUCGUGAAAUGCUCAAUUUUCAAUUAUUUCUACACACCUUAAGCUUCGACGUAAUUCUUUUCAAUGGUAAAGUAUUUGUCAUAUCGUGGCACAAUUUUUUGGAUACUACCCUCAUCACAGAAGUCUGACGCCUUAGUCUUGAGCAUGUUACGUGGUCUUGAGCCAACAUCUUUAGCAUCCACUGUGAAGACAGUUUGCGCUACUGAAGUUGCUUUGUAACAAUUUUAUGAAAUAACAAUUUCAAAACUUCAGUGUUGCAAUAUCAGAAGUUUCAAAGCGACGUUGGUUCUCCAUACAGUUUUUAUUCGCUUCCUCUGCCAAAUAUUUCGCGAGCCGAGUAAGCCUACUGCUCCUCAAUGCAUUAAAAACAUUUUCUCUCGCCCUUCAUGAAACAUUCAAACUCAAUUCGGCAUUGUUCUUUCGCUCAUUCUGUUUGGUCGAUAAAUUUUUGCAGAUCUGUCUACCAAUA
This is a messenger RNA of Ixodes scapularis (black-legged tick), 2004 nucleotides long. RefSeq names its product sepiapterin reductase-like. The transcript has 3 exons. Bases 436 to 1248 code for a protein of 270 amino acids. Gene Ontology annotation, biological process: tetrahydrobiopterin biosynthetic process. The record is from RefSeq and is a predicted model, not a curated record. NCBI's taxonomy places the organism in Eukaryota, Metazoa, Arthropoda, Arachnida, Ixodida, Ixodidae. Gene Ontology annotation, molecular function: sepiapterin reductase (NADP+) activity.